Messenger RNA from Microthlaspi erraticum, 1479 nucleotides. The record is from the annotation of a GenBank genome assembly. Lineage: Eukaryota; Viridiplantae; Streptophyta; Magnoliopsida; Brassicales; Brassicaceae.
AUGGCUUCGCCGGCGUUAACAACCGGUUACCGGAACCUUACGACGCCGGUAUCUCUCCUGCGCACAUUAGCAUCCACCCGAAUCACUACUCCUUUGUUUCGUUCCAAUGAGAAUCAUCACAACAAACACUCUCCGCGUUUCAUUUCUUCUUCAAGGAGACUCACUUGCUUAUCCUUACUUCAAACCGAUUCUCACCAUCAAACCGCACUCUCCUCUUCCUCCAAUCCUGGAUACCCUGAAUACAAUCAAACCACACUCUCAUCUUCUUCCAAUCCUGGAUACCCUGAAUACAAUCGAUUAAUGCCAUGUCCUGCGCAUAACUUUCCACCAAGAAUUGAGCAUAUGGUUGUCUUAGAAGACGUUCUUGUGGCUGAUUUUAUCUCUAAACAAUUGGAUCUUCCACCUUUGUAUGUUGCAGAUCUUAUCCAGUUUGGAGCUGUGCAUUACGCUCUUGUGUGCCCUAAACCUCCACCAACUGCGACUCCUGAGCAAGUUAAACUGUUUGAAGAAGUAACCUCUCCUUCUGUACUAAAGAAGAGACCUUCCAUCAAAGGAAAAACUGUUAGAGAAGCUCAGAAAACGUUUCGUGUGACACAUGGAGAUCAGUGUGUAGAAGCUGGAACUUACCUGCGUGUGCACGUUCACCCAAAACGCUCCCCAAGGUGUUAUGAAAUUGAUUGGAAGUCAAGGGUUGUUGCUGUGGCUGACUCUUAUGUUGUUUUGGAUAAACCUGCAGGCACUACGGUUGGGGGAACAAUGGAUAACAUUGAAGAGACUUGUGCCACGUUUGCCUCACGUGCAUUGGAUUUGCCAGAAUCAUUGAAAACAACACAUCAGAUUGAUAAUUGCACAGAAGGCUGUGUUGUCUUUGCUAAAACAAAAGAGUACUGUUCCGUCUUCCACACGAAAAUAAAAAAUAAAGAAGUAAAGAAGCUUUAUCGUGCUCUUGCUGCGGCACCUCUUCCCAGUGGAAUCAUCUCACAUUAUAUGCGCCCUAUUAAUAGAGCUCCAAGACUCGUUUCCGAAGAUUUAAUCAAAGGCUGGCACUUGUGUCAACUUGAGAUCUUAGAAUGCAAGAAGAUACCAUGGCCCGACGCAGCUACUGAGAAGAAACAUGAUAUUGAAGACUGUGGAUGGCCUUCAAAAGAAUUUGCUUACGAGUGUACAAUAAACCUUUUAACAGGAAAGACUCAUCAGAUCCGGGCCCAGCUUGCAGCUUGUGGGUCACCGGUUGUUGGUGACUCUAUGUACAUGCCAGCUGCAAUAGCGGAGAUGGUGAACCCUGGGAUCAACCCUUAUGGGAAAGCAAAGAAGCAUCAAGAAAUGGAGGAGAACGAUAAGGAAACCGCUGUUGCUGAAUGGUUUGAUAUCCAUGGGAAGGAACCCAAGGUAGGCAUCGGUCUUCAAGCUUGUCAAAUCUCAUGGGAGGAUGAUGAUGGAGAGCAUUUCUAUGAAGCUGGGACUCCGUGGUGGAGAUGA